AUGCCUCGAAACUCGUACAAGAAUCUUUGCAUCUACUACGGCUCGCCUGACUUCGGUUAUGUGGGUGCCCACUCUCGCGAAGAGGCUGAGAAGACCUCCAACACAGCCAACACUACUUUGACCGAUACCAAGUACCAAUCCAACCAGCCUGUCCCCCAGGUUUCCGAUGACUCUGCCGAUAAAAAGCAGGAGGAUAUGAAAAUCAAAGGCUUUGCCAGCCGGGGUGGUCCCUCUGACAACAACACCGCUGUUGGUCACGAUGCCCAGGAAUCGAACAAGCGGGGCCGCGAUGAGAAGAGCCCUGACUUCUCUCCGAGAAAGAUGAAAACCGACGAGAUGAAACAGAAGAGGAAGCCUAGGAAGGAGGAGAAAAGGAAGAAGCUGGAGAAAGAGGGGAAUAAGGAGAAGAAAAAGAAGAAGCAGACCGCCGAAUAUGAUACAGUCCUUUAA
This is a messenger RNA of Penicillium odoratum, 450 nucleotides long. RefSeq lists its product as uncharacterized. The transcript has 2 exons. The record is from RefSeq and is a predicted model, not a curated record. NCBI's taxonomy places the organism in Eukaryota, Fungi, Ascomycota, Eurotiomycetes, Eurotiales, Aspergillaceae. Bases 1 to 450 code for a protein of 149 amino acids.